AGCCAAUUGUCCUUUCACCACUAUAAUUCAAAUAACCCACCCUCCCUCACACGCUCUCCCAUGUGUCCAAACAUCUUUCAUUCGAUUCAAGUAUUGAAACCUACAGUUCUAUUCCAAUUCAUCAACCGAAUCUUUUAUCUCGAUCGAUUCCGCCUUUUCGUUUAGUCAACGUGUGAAGUACUACUGAAGCAAAUCACUUAAAUCACAGAGAUAACGAAGAAACCAGGCCAUCUUCUGAUUUCUACAAAUUUAGCAGUUUGAUUUAGUGGAAGAGCUAGUGUGAGAUAAACUGUUACUGCAUUCGAUUCCCGAAGGAGCUUGCGGGUGAUUUUUGAACAGAAUUGCUGCAGUAAUAGUAGUAGUUUGAUAUCUCUGUCAGUAUAUCUGUUGGUAGCCGGAGAAGUCUGCUUAAUUUUAAUUAGUUAAGAGUGAAGAAGACGUUUGGAUUGAUUGAUUGCACUCGAUGAAGUAGUUUUUUGAUGUAUAUGCUCAAUAAAUGGGAGAUGAUCGGAUGCUGAAGUAAAAGGAUUUUCUGAUGCAAUUAAAAUUGAUCCCAUAAUAUAGCUGUAGCAAUGGCUAGUGAGGCAAGCUCUUCUGGUCAAUGGCUUCAGCAAGAUUCUGGUUCUACUAUAUUAAAAGAUGGGGUAGUGGUGGGCAAGAGUUCGAAUAACAACAUAUCAUUAAGAACCGGUGAAGAGUUUUCCAUGGAGUUCCUUCAGGAUCGUGGUACAAGAAGAAUCCCUAAUGGACACGAUACAAACCCAAACCAUGAGAAAAUGGUUGGAUCAAAAAGUGAUGUCAGUGGUAAUCUUGGUUUCAAUGAGAUAAGUGGCAUGCUUGGGUUGCAAAGGAGGGAACCUGUAAUUCCAACUGAUAACAUUUCUGCAAAAGGGCCUCUUUCUAUGGCAAGUGCACCAGUCAAUUCCAUUCCAUCUCUGCCCCACCGAGCUUCAGGGUCGGGUGCUGUAAAUGAUUCUCAAAGAGGCAAGAUAAAGUUUCUCUGCAGUUCUGGUGGUAAAAUUUUGCCUCGACCUAGUGAUGGGAAACUAAGAUAUGUGGGAGGUGAGACACAUAUUUUUUCAAUACAUAAGGAUAUAUCAUUUGAUGAACUUGUCAAUCGAACUGGUAAAUUUUGCAAUCAGCCUCACACAAUCAAGUAUCAGCUUCCAGGAGAGGAUCUUGAUGCUCUUAUAUCUGUGUCUUCUAAUGAGGAUCUUCAGAAUAUGAUAGAGGAAUACAACGGGGUUGGAAUUCGUGAUGGUUCUUCACGACUCAGGAUAUUCUUGAUUCCUCUGACAGAAUUGGAAAGUACAGUUUCCAUUGAAUCCAAUGCUAAUCUGCAGAAUAGUCCAGAUUACCAAUAUGUAGCUGCUGUGAACGGAAUAGCUGAUGAUGGUCUGAAUAACUCGAAUGUCAUUUCACAUAUUUCUGAACCCCGAAUAUUGGUUGCACAACCUGAUCCAUCUCUUUUUGUUUCACCUGUUCUAAUGCCACAAAAUGAUCUGACUAAUAGUCAUGCACAAGUGUACGAUGACCCAUUAUCUGAUAGUAUUGAGAUCCCAAUACUCAAGGGUAGAGCUUUUCAUUCAGAAAAUCGUAUUUUACCCCCUUCUGAUCCAGUGAAUCUGUGUGUGGUGGGAUCCAAUGGGUCUCAACUGGGUAUACCACAUGCUUUUUCUGACCCACAACUCAAGGAACAUGGAUCAACCUCUGCUUUUGGCUCACAAGAUGGAUCAAAUUUUCCUUCUACACUGACCUAUCCACCACCACCACUACCUUCACAGCUGACAUCAUCCUUCUUUCAGGGGAGCUCUGUUGAACAACAUGAUAACUUUCCUCCACAAGUCUUGUUUGAGAUGCCAAAUUUUAAUCAUGAGUCUUUGAACAGAGUCCAUGAGGAUGCAAUGCACAGCCAUGAGACACACCAAGAUGUGAAACAAGAUCUAAGUCAGAAUGUUGGGCUGCAACUCCCAAAUAUUGUCUCUGCAUCAACAGAAAGAAAUAUGAGAACCACAACAAUGGCUCCCAAUUACAACAAUAUAUCUGAUGCUGACAAAUCCUUGAAUGAUCUACUCUCUCACCUAUCUCAUGGUUUAGUGCAACAAUCAAGUUCACAUAAAAAAGAAUCAAAUGGCCAAAAUCCUAACCUAAUUGAUGCACUGGAGUCAACACUGCAUGAUUCUUCCUUGAAGCAGAUUCCAACAACAGGUGCUGAGUUUAAAAAAGAAGUGAAUCUCAUUGAUGACAACUUUAAUUACACUGAACUUAAACCUGCUGAAUUGGGUAAUGAAGAAAGUCAAAAUAAGAUACAAAAGGAAAUCCCAUCAUCCAAGGUCAAGGAAGAAAUCCAACUGGAGUUGAAUGACCCUUUGGGAGAUGUGAAUGUUGCUAUUAGUCAUUCACAGUUGUUAAGUGCAGUUAGCAAUGAGGCUCUCCCUUCAAGUGAAAUAGAAGCUGAAGACAUUCACUUAGAAUCUGGCAUUGAGGAUGCUGCACCAGAAAAUGGAGGUAGUGGUGGCCCAUUUAAUAAUGCAUUAAUAGCAGAAAUGGAAGCUGAUAUGUAUGGUCUCCAGAUAAUAAAGAAUGCUGAACUUGAAGAAUUAAAAGAGUUAGGGUCUGGGACAUAUGGAACUGUCUAUCAUGGAAGAUGGCGAGGGUCAGAUGUCGCCAUUAAAAGAAUAAAGAAAAGCUGCUUUUCUGGGAGAUCAUCCGAGCAAGAACGCUUGACUAAUGAUUUCUGGAGAGAAGCUCGGAUUCUUUCAAAUCUUCAUCAUCCAAAUGUGGUUGCAUUUUAUGGGGUUGUACCAGAUGGAGCUGGAGGAACGUUAGCAACUGUUACCGAAUUCAUGACACACGGAUCACUUCGGAAUGUGUUGAUAAAAAAGGACAGAUCACUUGAUCGUCGUAGAAAGCUUAUAAUAGCCAUGGACGCGGCUUUCGGCAUGGAAUAUCUGCAUAUGAAAAACAUUGUUCACUUUGAUCUAAAAUGUGACAACUUGCUUGUUAAUAUGCGGGAUCCACAAAGACCUAUUUGCAAGGUUGGAGAUUUCGGGCUGUCAAGGAUCAAACGCAACACUCUAGUUUCAGGUGGCGUGAGAGGAACUCUACCAUGGAUGGCACCAGAAUUGUUAAACGGUAGCACCACCAGAGUCUCUGAAAAGGUUGAUGUCUUCUCCUUUGGCAUUACAAUGUGGGAGAUUCUAACUGGUGAAGAACCUUACGCAAACAUGCAUUGUGGGGCAAUCAUCGGAGGGAUAGUGAAGGAUACACUUCGGCCUACAAUACCAGAACGGUGUGAUCCCGAGUGGAAAAAGUUGAUGGAGCAGUGUUGGUCAGCGGACCCCACCGUUCGCCCUUCAUUUACCGAGAUCACAAAUAGACUGCGAACCAUGUCCAAAGCGCUCCAAGCAAACGGCCACAAAAAACCCCAACACGUAUAGUUCCGUUCACUAGAGUAUGUAUGUAUCUCUAUUUCGUUUUGUGUUUAUAUUGUAUCUAUUUAGUGUUCAUAUGUUACUUAUUGUGUGUUUACAUGUAUCUAUUCAUUUGUUCAUUCUUUCUUUCGCACACGAAAAAGAUCGAAAACAAGCCCUUAUUCCACCCUUUUUUAUAAGAUAAAACUUAUAUUCAGUGUCUUAUUAA
Lactuca virosa is the source of this 3642-nucleotide messenger RNA. The record is from the annotation of a GenBank genome assembly. Lineage: Eukaryota; Viridiplantae; Streptophyta; Magnoliopsida; Asterales; Asteraceae.